Molecule: messenger RNA, 925 nt
Organism: Dioscorea cayenensis subsp. rotundata (Guinea yam)
Lineage: Eukaryota; Viridiplantae; Streptophyta; Magnoliopsida; Dioscoreales; Dioscoreaceae
Product: probable 2-oxoglutarate-dependent dioxygenase AOP1.2
Exons: 3
Coding region: 1-918 (305 amino acids)
Molecular function (GO): dioxygenase activity
Source: RefSeq, a predicted model, not a curated record
AUGCAGCAGCAGCAGCAUCUCCCCAUGGUUAAUCUCUCCGGGCUGAAUCCCAGCCAGCCCCACAGCAGUGACUGGGACGCUGCGCGCACGGCAGUGUUCCAGGCACUGGAGAAGUUCGGCUGCUUCCAGGCUGUGUACGACCGGAUCACGCCGGAGCUGAAAGGUUUGAUCUUUCGUGAGGCGAUGGAGGAUGUCUUCAGUCUACCUCUAGAGACUAAAAUGGGCAACAACCCCAAGUUUCCCUUAGGGGGAUUCAUCGGCAAUCUCCCAGACAUGACCUUUGAGAGCCUCCGGGUGGAUGAGGCUCCGGCCUUGGAUGCCGCCGAGAGCAACAUAGUGUGGAGUUUCGCCAAGAAGUUACAGCAGUUGGAACGAAUGGUUAUGAGGAUGAUUUUACAGAGCAUGGGUGUUGAGAAGCACAUGGAUUCUUUCACUGUGGAAUCGAAUUGCGGGCUGCGAUUAUCAAAGUAUUGGAUUUCUCCGGAUCAAUGUGUCAAGAGCGGAAUGGGUUCUCAUACUGAUGUGAGCUUUUUAACCAUCGUUUGCCAGCAUGAAGUCCAAGGGUUGGAGGUGCAAACUACAGAAGACUCUUGGAUAACUGUUAUGCCAUUACCAACCACUUUCACUGUCAUGUUGGGGGAUGCCUUGGAGGCUUGGACAAACGGAAGACUGAAAGCUCCUGUGCAUAGGGUGACAAUUACAAGCAAGGAGACAAGAUACUCGGUCCUUUUUGGGUCUCGACCAAGGGAUGUGGGCUUUGUGCAAACCCCGGAGGAGUUGGUGGAUGAAAGCCAUCCUUUAUUGUUUAGGCCAUACAAUUAUAGUGAAUACUUAAAAUUCAGGUUUUCUGAAGAAGGGACGAAGGCAAAGAAUGCAUUGAAGGCAUUUUGUGGUGUUGGAGAAGUGGAAAAAGAGUAGUGCUGUC